AAAGCCUGUUUCCUUAUGCUUUACACUCAGUCUCCAUUUCUCCGACGCCACCAUUUUAAAGGGGUUUAUGCGAGGACUCCGCCCAACUUUCUAAGUUUUAUCUCUCUGGGAUCCUAUCUUACAGAGGAGGCUGCGACGGCGACUGCUUGGGGAGAGGAAGAGAAGGAAGCGUCUGCUGCUGCGGGAGCCAAUGCCGCCCUUCGGCUCUUCGGGAGGAGCGUCUCUGCCCGGAUGAGUGUCCUCUGUGCGUCCCCGACUGUCCCCCGGAGGGAGCGGGGCACGGAGCCCUGCGCUGACGAUCGCGGCUGCUUUGCCUUGACCUACGGUAGGAUGUGUUGAAAGGAUGGGGCUGGUCGCUCCGGAGGCUCACCAUGGCCAGAGAAGAUUCCGUGAAGUGCUUGCGUUGCUUGCUCUACGCCCUCAAUCUGCUCUUUUGGUUAAUGUCCAUCAGUGUCUUGGCAGUUUCUGCUUGGAUGAGGGACUACCUGAAUAAUGUUCUGACUUUAACUGCAGAAACAAGGGUAGAGGAGGCCGUCAUCUUGACCUACUUCCCUGUGGUUCAUCCUGUCAUGAUUGCUGUUUGCUGUUUCCUGAUCAUCGUGGGAAUGUUGGGAUACUGUGGAACAGUGAAAAGAAAUCUGUUACUUCUUGCAUGGUACUUUGGAAGUUUGCUUGUCAUCUUCUGUGUAGAACUGGCUUGUGGUGUUUGGACGUACGAGCAGGAGCUUACGGUUCCAGUACAGUGGUCAGAUAUGGUUACUUUGAAAGCCAGGAUGACAAAUUAUGGCUUACCUAGGUAUCGGUGGCUUACUCAUGCUUGGAAUUUUUUUCAGAGAGAGUUUAAGUGCUGUGGAGUGGUGUAUUUCACUGACUGGCUGGAAAUGACAGAGAUGGACUGGCCUCCAGAUUCCUGCUGUGUUAGCGAAUUCCCAGGAUGCUCUAAACAGGCCCACCAGGAAGAUCUCAGUGACCUUUAUCAAGAGGGUUGUGGGAAGAAAAUGUAUUCCUUUUUGAGAGGUACCAAACAACUGCAAGUACUGAGGUUUCUGGGGAUCUCUAUUGGAGUGACACAAAUCCUGGCCAUGAUUCUCACCAUUACUUUGCUCUGGGCCCUGUAUUAUGAUAGAAGAGAGCCUGGGGCAGACCAAAUGAUGUCUCUGAAGAAUGAAACUUCUCAGCACUUGUCAUGUCAUUCUGUGGAACUAUUGAAACCAAGUCUUUCAAGGAUCUUUGAACACACAUCAAUGGCAAACAGCUUUAAUACACACUUUGAGAUGGAAGAAUUAUAAAGAAUGUCAUAGAAAAAGGAAACCACAAACCUGUUUUAUUGGACUAGUGAAAUUUUAAGUAUACAGUUAAUGUUUCAGAAGUUUGUAGAUAUAAAAAUAUUGUAUUAAAGGAUGCCCAUGCAUCUAAUUUUCUACUCGUUAAAAAUGAAAAGGGAAAAGUUUCCUAUGUCAACACUGAGACAGUACUGGUGCCCUUCAUAAUAGUGAGGCAGAACUAAUAACCACUUUAUAGCCUGUGUAAGAUUGCUUUGUGAGCACAAUUAUGUUUUGAGGUGACAUGGUUUAAUCAUCUUUUCUGUAUCCAUCUGUUGAAAUUAGCAAUGCAUUGUGGGACUGGAGCUACAGUGAAGGCUGACUGAUUUCCACUGGCUAGUAUAUAGACUAUCAAUCGACUGGUCAUGUAGGAAUUUAGACAGUACUAAUGACUUUUAUUAUCUGGUGAUACAUUGCUUUUAGGUGACUAGAUUAUGCAUAAAAAAAACUUUCAAGAUUGGGGACUACCUAAACAUGAUUUUUGAUGGUUACUAAAAUUAACACUUGCAAUAGUAAACUAACAUUGCCUUAAACUGAUCACUGAUAUAUAUAUAUAUAUAUAUAUAUAUAUAUAUAUGCUGUGUCUGUAUAAUUCAGAUUUCAGUUCUUAUAAAGAACAAUUGCAAAAAGAAUAAAUUUGUGUUAUGUAACACUUUUUUUUGUCUUUCCCAAUGAUAGAGAUUUAAAAUUCUGUCUUGGAUCUGUAUUACAACCAUAACUGUUAAUUUAAGUACUUAACCAUUAAUUUUUGAAAUUACCACUGUAAUGUACAAAAGUCAUUGUGAUUCUGGCUGUUGUCUGGGCUGCAAGAGAUGUUAACUAGAAAAUUUACACAUAGUUGAUUCAGCAAAAAUUUGGAUGCUUUUUUUUCUCUCCCAAGUGAGGCCUCUUCUUGACAAUAAACACUUUUUGCAGGCACUUAUAUUUUCCUUUUUCAAACAAGAAGCAACUGUCUUUAGUCAAUAUAAUUUUACAGAGAAAAGUGUUCUUUGUCUCUGGAAAGAUGCUCGUAAGAAUUACUAAAAUAAGUGACAGCUUAACCAGAAGAUAUCUUUGAUUUAUUUCACUGAUUAAUAUACUAUGGCAAAUUACACAGAUUAUUAAGUUUUUACAAAAGUAAAAGAUAUUUAUUUGAAUGGGAAAAGUGCAUUUUACUGUAUUUUGUGUAUUAUGUUUAUUUCUCAGAUUAUGGAAAAAUUAAAACGUCAAUAAAUAUUUUCUAGAGAGUG
This is a messenger RNA of Nannospalax galili (Upper Galilee mountains blind mole rat), 2551 nucleotides long. RefSeq names its product tetraspanin 12 (gene Tspan12). Bases 372 to 1289 code for a protein of 305 amino acids. The transcript is spliced from 9 exons. Lineage: Eukaryota; Metazoa; Chordata; Mammalia; Rodentia; Spalacidae. The record is from RefSeq and is a predicted model, not a curated record. Gene Ontology annotation, cellular component: membrane.